Molecule: messenger RNA, 2237 nt
Organism: Vigna umbellata (rice bean)
Lineage: Eukaryota; Viridiplantae; Streptophyta; Magnoliopsida; Fabales; Fabaceae
Product: zinc finger CCCH domain-containing protein 19-like
Molecular function (GO): DNA binding
Source: RefSeq, a predicted model, not a curated record
UCUUUUACCAUAAAGAUAUAUUCUUUCAAGAUCACGCCAGAAAUAAAUAGCCCAAUCAACUAUAACCAUCAUUAGUCACUGUAACUUAUUUUUUGAGAUUCUCUGCACCCACAAUCAAAAUGCUUGAGGACAUGGAAGAAACUACAGUAGUUUUUUUAGAAAAAGAAGAAAAACCCUCCGAAGAGUGGUGUUUUGGAUGCAAGGAUGGUGGGCAAAUGAUCAUCUGUGAUCAUCCGAAUUGUUGGAAAGUUUAUCACCCUAUUUGUGUUGGAAAGGAUGCUGCUUUUUUUGACAAUGUAGAAUCUUGGUUUUGUGGUAGACAUGUCUGCUUCCAAUGCAAUGAACCUUCAAGGUUUUAUUGUCUUGGCUGUCCAAUUGGUGUGUGCAGAAAAUGCUUUGCUGCUUCAGAAGAAUUUACUGUUGUUAGAGGGGUAAAAGGCUUAUGCAUAGAUUGUUGGAAGCUAAUGGAGAUUGUAGAACAAAAUUUAGACCAUGACUCAAAUGGGAACAAAAUAGCCUUGAAUGACAGGGAAACAUACGAAUGCCUAUUCAAGGAAUAUUGGGAAAUUAUUAAGGUAGAAGAAAGAUUGACUAGUGCGGACGUUUUUGCUGCACAGCCAGAUUUCAGAACGUGUAAACAUUUUCAACAUCAUAAAAAAAAUAGUAAAGGUGAAGAGAAAGAAGUGCAAAAUGGGUUAAAAGAAGGGUGGAGAAGUGAUGCUGUUUUUGCUGCAAGCCCGGACUACAAAAAGUUUGAUAGUUUGCUACAUCAUAAAAAAGUUAGUAAUGUUGAAGAAGAUCAAAAUGAGGUAAAAGAAGGAUUUACUGCUGAUGUUACUUUUGCUGCACGGGCUGAGUACAAAAAGUUCAAAAGUUUUAAGCAUCAUAAAAAAAUUAGUAAAGUAGAAGAAGAAGAAGAAGAAAGUGAAGAUGAAGAAGAAAGUGAGGAAGGAGAAGAAGAAGAUGAAGAAGAAGAAAGUGAGGAAGGAGAAGAAGAUGAAGAAGAAGAAAGUGAAGAAGGAAAUGGUUUGAUGUCAUUGAGUAGUGAUGAAGAUAGUAAGCCAGCCAAACGGAAAAGGAGCAAUUCAGAGGAGUUUGUGGGAUGGAGAUCAAAACCUCUGAUUAGCUUCCUUGCAUCCAUUGGGAAACAUGAAACUGAACCAUUAACCAAAUGGAAUGUGAAUUCUCUCAUACAUGAAUACAUCAAAGAGAAAAGUCUUGACCACCCUAGAUACAAGGGGAAGUUCCUCCCUGAUGAAAGGUUGUUUCCUAUAUUUAGAAAGAAAGUUGUCUCAAAAAGGGAUAUAUAUUAUCUGCUUGAGUUUCACAUUGCCAAGAAAAUGGAAGAUUCAUUUGAGGAUGAAAACAAUGUUCAAAUCAGUAACAGUUCACUAGACGAGCAUCUCAAUGCUAAGAAUUCAUGCACUCGAAGCAACUUGUCAACCUUAAUUGGAAAACCUCCAUUGAAAAAGGGAGACCUUUUUAUCAAGCAUAGCCACUUUGCAUCCAUUAAUGCCCAUAAUAUAAAGCUCAUUUAUCUAAAACGAAGUUUGCUGCUGGAGUUAUCAAAACAGCCUGAAAGUUUUCUGGGAAAGAUCGUUGGAACUUUCGUCCGAGCUAGAAUGGAUUCCAAUGAUUCUAGGCAAAGAAAGUCUUACCAUCUCGUGAGAGUUUUAGGUGUUGAAUUUGAUGAAAUCUCUAAUAGAACCCUCUUGCAAGUUUCCUUAAUGCCUAAGGCCAUUGCCAUUUCAGAGCUCUCUGAUGAAGAUUUCACAGAGCAAGAAUGUGAGGAUUUGCAGCAAAAAGUGAAAACCAGCUUGCUCCCAAAGUUAACUGUGGCUGAGGUUCAAGAAAAGGCUGAAAGUCUUCAUGAGGAUAUAACAAAACAUAGCUUCACGACUCGCCUAGUCCAUUUGCAAAAUCAAAUUGACCGUGCAAAUCUCAGAGGACGAAAUAGAGAAAAAAUUGCAUUACUUGAGGAAAGGGAACGACUUGAAAAAUCAUGGAAACAAGAACAACCGUUGAAGAGCGUGCCAUCAGUUCGUGCAGAGCUUGUUGAGGCAAAAUGUGGUGAUUCUGAAGAUGCACAAGAUACAAAUACAAACUGAUUCCUCACUCUUAUUGUAAGUUUUUGAGAUAAGGACUCAGUUUCAGACUUUGCCUUUUACAAUUAUUAAGUGUCUAAACUGACAAAGGAACAUAUUUUAUAUCUCUAAUCUUAUAUAAGAAUUCCAGUC